AUGUCAUUUCUCUGCGCCGGAAGACCGUCCUUUAACGCUCUCCUCCCUCGUUCCCUGCCCCCUCCCCAGCACUGUAAGGCCAGAAGUCCCGGGAUAUGAGCCGGAAGAGGCAUCGCCUGGUCUCGGAGACCUUUGGGCUGAAGAGGCGGCGGGAGCGUGAGGAUGGAGAAGUGGAUCCUCUGAGGGGCGAGUCUGGGUCGGCGCGAGCGGCUGUCGCGGAGCUAGUGCGGCUGUUUCCACGAGGCCUGUUCGAGGAUGCGCUCCCGCCCAUCGCGCUGAGGAGCCAGGUGUACAGCCUCCUGCCUGACCGCACGGUGGCCGACAGGCAGCUGAAGGAGCUUCAAGAGCAGGGGGAGAUCAGAGUCGUCCAGCUGGGCUUCGACUUGGAUGCCCAUGGGAUUAUCUUCACCGAGGACUACAGGACCAAAGUCCUUAAGGCCUGUGAUGGCCGACCAUUUGCUGGAGCCGUGCAGAAGUUUCUGGCUUCGGUGCUUCCAGCCUGUGGGGACCUUAGCUUCCAGCAGGACCAGAUGACAAAGACCUUUGGCUUCAAGGACCCAGAGAUCACGCAGCUGGUGAAUGCUGGAGUCCUCACUGUCCGCGAUGCUGGGAGCUGGUGGCUAGCUGUGCCUGGAGCUGGGAAAUUCAUCAAGUAUUUUGUUAAAGGGCGCCAGGCUGUCCUUGGCAUGGUCCGGAAGGCCAAGUACCGGGAGCUACUCCUGUCAGAGCUCCUGGGCCGGCGGGCGCCUGCCGCCGUGCGGCUUGGCCUCUCCUAUCAUGUGCACGAUCUCAUUGGGGCCCAGUUGGUGGACUGUAUCUCUACCACUUCUGGAACCCUCCUCCGCCUGCCAGAGACCUGAGGAUUCUGCUCGUCAUUGCACAUCUCCUCAGAGUGGGGAAGAGGGACCCAGGAGGGCAGCCUAUGGUGGCUGAGACAGGGUCAUGUAGGGAAGGCUCGGAAGCCAGAUGGGUGUUAGGCUUACGUCUGUGCAAAGGGUCAGACGUGACUGCUGCUGUUUACAUGGGCUCUGACCCAGAGAUGGGGUUUGGACAGUGCCUCUCUGCCCUUCUGUGGAAGUGAAGUGCUAAUGUUACUACUCUUUCUUGAGUUAGGAAGGUGGGAUUUCUGGGGUGGCUGGUGAAGGAGGGCAGGAUUCUCUCCCCUCAUGUUGGUGUUGAAACUGCCAAAUAAAGUAUUUCUGCCUAUGAGGUUUUCUGGUUGUCCUUUAUUUAGUGUAAUAUGUGUGUUUGGGGGCCUUU
Trichechus manatus latirostris (Florida manatee) is the source of this 1260-nucleotide messenger RNA. It is a transcript of the gene WHR1, whose product is annotated as serine/threonine kinase 19. NCBI's taxonomy places the organism in Eukaryota, Metazoa, Chordata, Mammalia, Sirenia, Trichechidae. Bases 96 to 860 code for a protein of 254 amino acids. Gene Ontology annotation, molecular function: protein serine/threonine kinase activity. The transcript has 7 exons. The record is from RefSeq and is a predicted model, not a curated record. Gene Ontology annotation, biological process: protein phosphorylation; positive regulation of Ras protein signal transduction.